Molecule: messenger RNA, 1785 nt
Organism: Peromyscus leucopus (white-footed mouse)
Lineage: Eukaryota; Metazoa; Chordata; Mammalia; Rodentia; Cricetidae
Gene: Six2
Product: SIX homeobox 2
Exons: 2
Coding region: 545-1435 (296 amino acids)
Biological process (GO): regulation of transcription by RNA polymerase II; kidney development
Cellular component (GO): transcription regulator complex; nucleus
Molecular function (GO): RNA polymerase II cis-regulatory region sequence-specific DNA binding; DNA-binding transcription factor activity, RNA polymerase II-specific
Source: RefSeq, a predicted model, not a curated record
UAUGUGCAGAGCCGGGGCGAUCUGUCAGCGGAGCCGGCCAGGGGGGAGCAGCCCCGGCCGCCGGGGCUCGGGUUACCGGUGACUGACAGCGUCUCCAUGGCGAAUAAUUUGACUCGACUAUUGUCUGGCGCGGGCAGGCCCCGGGUCAGAUAACCCGACCAAUCAGGGCGCGGGCCGCCGCGCCUCAUGCCCGCUUAGAAUAAUAUUAUUAAAAAAGCUGCGAGCGAGCUAGACGGGAGGGAGAGCGAGCGAGGAGCGAGCGAACCAGCGGCGGGCGGGCGCAGAGCAUGCGGAGCGGCGCCCCGGGCGGCCCCCGGGCUUGGGCGCGGGCGAGGCGCGCGGGUGGCGGGGGCGCGGAGCUGCGCGGGGCCGACGGCGGGAGCGAGGACGGACCGCAGUGACUCAGGAGCCGCCCGGGAGCCAAGCGCCUGGCCAGGGGCCCCGCCCGCCUGUCGGCCGGGCCAGGCCGGCGGGGAGGCCGCCCAUGCGGGGCCGCGAGGCUCGGUGAGGGCGCGCGCGGGCGGGCGGGCGCGCAGCCGGCACCAUGUCCAUGCUGCCCACCUUCGGCUUCACGCAGGAGCAAGUGGCGUGCGUGUGCGAGGUGCUGCAGCAGGGCGGCAACAUCGAGCGGCUGGGUCGCUUCCUCUGGUCGCUGCCCGCCUGCGAGCACCUCCACAAGAAUGAAAGCGUGCUCAAGGCCAAGGCCGUGGUGGCCUUCCACCGGGGCAACUUCCGCGAGCUCUACAAAAUCCUGGAGAGCCACCAGUUCUCGCCGCACAACCACGCCAAGCUGCAGCAGCUGUGGCUCAAAGCGCACUACAUCGAGGCGGAGAAACUGCGCGGCCGGCCCCUGGGCGCCGUGGGCAAGUACCGCGUGCGGCGCAAGUUCCCGCUGCCGCGCUCCAUCUGGGACGGCGAGGAGACCAGCUACUGCUUCAAGGAGAAGAGCCGCAGCGUGCUGCGCGAGUGGUACGCCCACAACCCCUACCCGUCGCCGCGGGAGAAGCGCGAGCUGGCGGAGGCCACCGGCCUCACCACCACGCAGGUCAGCAACUGGUUCAAAAACCGGCGGCAGCGCGACCGGGCGGCCGAGGCUAAGGAAAGGGAGAACAGCGAGAACUCCAAUUCCGGCAGCCACAACCCGCUGGCUUCCUCGCUCAACGGCAGCGGCAAGUCGGUGCUAGGCAGCUCCGAGGACGAGAAGACGCCGUCGGGCACGCCAGACCACUCGUCGUCCAGCCCCGCUCUGCUGCUCAGCCCGCCGCCGCCCCCUGGGCUGCCCUCCCUGCACAGCUUAGGCCACCCUCCCGGCCCGAGCGCAGUCCCCGUGCCUGUGCCGGGUGGAGGCGGCACGGACCCACUGCAGCACCACCACAGCCUGCAGGACUCCAUGCUCAACCCCAUGUCUGCCAACCUUGUGGACCUGGGCUCCUAGAACUCGGCUCCGGGCACUUGCUUUCCGAGCUCGGUGCGGGGACUUGAGAGACGGUGCCGGAGGGCGAUAGGUGCUGGAGUCGGUACCCGGUACUAGAAGAGGGCCACGCCACCCACGCAGGAGCAGCAGAACUGGCCGGCGGGACAAAGUGGAGUACUGUCUGCUCCGGGGCCCUUCGGGGGAUUCCUUCUCAACAAGUUGCUUUUGAGAUCCUUUGGAGGCCAGAGACUCGGGCCUUGAACCAGGCAAGGGAAUAAAUUAUAAACCACCACCACCACCACCCUGAUUUUUCUCAUCUCUUAUCCCUUCUCGUUUCUUUCCUCUGCUUUCUUUUCAGUUUUUUUUUAAUU